AUAGAGCAUUGGAUUUUUCCUGCAGAGCUUUCUGUGUGCAGACCCCACUGAAGGAUGGUCAGUCAGCACAAGUGUUGGGAAGCCUUCACAUUCCCGCUGCAAACCCUUUAAUCGCACAUAAAGCCCGCUGACAGUGGAAUUACUCCUCAUCUCCUCUUCCUCCUCUUCCUCUUUUCUCUUUGCGCGGAUGGCUCCUCACAUUUGAUGCCAGAUACCGGAGUCUGCGUGUGAGAUUCAGGGAGAAGUUUGACUGCGCAUCGUCUUCUUGUGUGGAAUGGGCGAUGGAAAGAGCUUCAGCUCUGCAAUGAGGCGAGUGUGUGUCUGCGUCCUGAUGCUGAGCAUCACCUGCCGGCUGAGCCUCUCCCAGGAAGUAACGGGAACUCCCAAUGUGCCCAAACUAAACGACAACAUCACCAUCUUCACACGCAUCCUGGACGGGCUGCUGGACGGAUAUGACAACAGACUGCGGCCCGGACUGGGAGAGAAGGUGACGGAGAUUAAAACCAACAUCUUCGUCACAAGCUUCGGUCCCGUGUCGGACACGGAAAUGGAAUACACCAUCGACGUGUUCUUCCGUCAGAGCUGGAAGGACGAGCGCCUCUGCUUCAAAGGCCCGAUGGAGAUGCUUCCGCUCAAUAAUCUGUUAGCCAGUAACAUCUGGACCCCGGACACCUUCUUCCUCAACGGGAAGAAGUCCAUCGCUCACAACAUGACGACCCCCAACAAGCUGCUGAGGCUGAAGGACGACGGCACGCUGCUCUACACCAUGAGACUCACGAUCUCUGCAGAGUGCCCCAUGCAGCUCGAGGAUUUCCCCAUGGACGCCCACGCCUGUCCUCUAAAAUUCGGGAGCUACGCGUAUCCGGUGUCGGAGGUGGUCUACACCUGGACUCAGGGAGCAGCCAAGUCUGUGGUGGUGGCCGAGGAAGGGUCCCGCCUCAACCAGUACCAUCUGAUCGGACAGACCGCCGGGACCGAGGACAUCUACACCAGCAGAGGUCAGUACACGGUGAUGAUGGCUCACUUCUACCUGAAGAGGAAGAUCGGAUACUUCGUCAUCCAGACCUACAUGCCGUGCUUCAUGACGGUCAUCCUGUCCCAGGUUUCCUUCUGGCUCAACAGGGAGUCAGUGCCGGCGAGGACCGUGUUCGGUGUGACCACGGUGCUCACCAUGACCACUCUGAGCAUCAGCGCUCGAAACUCUCUUCCUAAAGUCGCCUACGCCACCGCCAUGGACUGGUUCAUCGCCGUGUGCUACGCCUUCGUGUUCUCCGCCCUCAUCGAGUUCGCCACCGUGAACUACUUCACCAAGAGGAGCUGGGCCUGGGACGGGAAGAAGGCCAUGGAGGCCCAACAGCCCAAGAAAAAGGACCCUUUGGCUCUGUCUAAAAAGCCCAACAACUCCUGUUCAUCCGGCUUGAAUUACACAACCAACCUCACAAAGGACUCGUCCAUCUCCACCAUUUCAAACAGCACUGCGGUACAACUCAAACCCUCUGAAACCAAGGCCCCGGACCCCAAAAAGACUUACAACAGUGUGAGCAAGAUCGACAAGAUGUCCAGAAUAGUGUUCCCGGUGCUUUUUGGGACCUUUAACCUGGUGUACUGGGCCACGUAUCUCAACAGGGAACCCGUGAUCAAAGGAGCGGUUUAAACUCUGCAAUCCCCCCAUCCUCCUGACUCAAUCGAUGCCACUUAGUCCGAUAGUGUUUUUUUUAGCCCAUUGGAGGUCAUUGCAUGGAAAAUGCCUCGAGUUUGUACAAAAUAUACCCCUUUCCAACUUUGAUUUAUCUCAUUUUAGAAACUCCAGUCAAUGAAUUCUGAUCUUUUAGCAUUUGGCAUCUAUAUUUCCUCCUUGAGUCCACAGUGUAUGAUGGUACAGCAAAGCCAAAUGCUAUGCAAAACAACAUUUCUAUCAUUACUCUAAAGCGGCUGUUGCCUUUGUGACUCUAUUUCUUUGUAUACAUGGGCCGGGGAGGGGGGUGGGGGGGGGGGGGUCCAGAUGUACGAGGACCGGGACUUUGCUUCCUUGUUAAAAGCAGAUGAAUAGCCAUGCUAAAUGUGUUGCCUUUCAGAGUGUGAGAACUCAUUACGAAUGCACUGAAAUCUCCUGCAGUUACUUUUUUCAGAAGCCAGAUUUUACGACUCAUGUUUUGGUACUUUGAUCGCAAUUUUCAAAUGGGCAGUUUUUUCAUGGAUAUCAUUUUCAAACGGGGACAGAUUUCUGUUUCCUGUCCGCCAUGUUGGUAUUAAUGUUUGUAGUUAAAAGAGAAACAUGUAUAUAUUCCCUGCUUUUAGAAAAGUACCACUAAGCUUCUACGUUACGCAUAUUCAGCAGCACAGUGUUACUCUAGCGCUUCAAUGACUGGAGGUUGAGAAAUGAGCAGAUUAGCUUCAGCUUUAGCAUUUUUGACUGAAUAUAGACAAUGCUUUUUUAACUGAUAUUUGUUGUUUUUUUUGCAUCAAUUUGUUGUUUCUAUAAGCUUUCAUGAUUACUUGGGAAUAUUGUUUGUAAAAGUGUAGAUGCUUUGAGCAGGUUUUUGUCAUAAUUUAGAGUCCCUGCUAUAGGUCAGAGUGAGCCGGGACCAAAGGGAAAGAAAUGAUCCUUUUGAUUCAUGAUGUCUUAUUCCGGAUCCAGGCAAAAAUAUGGGAUCUAAUAUCAAUUUAAAGGUUUAAUUGAAUGAGGAACAGUUUGACAAUUAGCUUUCUUGUUCAGAUUGAUACCACUCAUGUCUGUGCGUUACAUAUGAAGCUACAACCAGCAACUGGCUAGCUUAGCUUAGCAACAAACAAAAAAAGUUAUUCCAUUAAAGAAAUAAUUUGUCUUUCUUUGUCAUAAAGGCAUAAAUGUGUCAGUGGAGUCAAAAUGAAGCUAAAGCGCAACUGUUAGCUUAGCAUAGCGCCAUGUUUUCUUGUCAAGAUGUAAAAUGGGGUAAACAACUAGUCAGGCUUUUACAAAUUAAAGAAAGUUGCAUCGUCUAAAAUUAGCAUUAGCAUGAAUGUAGCAAAGGGUUAACGCCAGAACUUUGUAAACAUUGACCCGUUUAAGAUACAAUAAAGAGUUUAGACUUCAUAGCUUCAUCAGGACCAGUAGUGUAGUUCACUUAUUUCCCUCACUGGUUAGUGGAGGUUUGAUCUUGAAUUUGACUCAUUUGGAAGGACAUUUUUUUCACCUUCCGACAUCAUAGUCAUGCUAGUUGUUUCCCUCUGUUUCAAGUCUUUAGGCUAAGCUAUGCUAAGCUAGCCGUCUCCUUGUUCUGGCUUCAUAUUUAGCUACACAAGUUGCAUUGAUCUUGUUACUUAAGUCCAAGAAGAAAGAAAACAAUGGGAUUCAAAGGCAUAUCCUUUAAGUGAUACUGCGACAGUGCAUGCACAACACUCACUUCAGCAGAGAAAGUUUAGCAGCCUUCACAGAUUUGAGUUUUAGCGUUCGAGUAUUCGAGAAUUGAAAUAUGAAUGUGAUCUUCUCAUGUGACUUUCUGCCUUCUGCGUGGCCGGCGUCUAUUUAAUACGUUUAUGGAGCUCACCAGCUGUAUUGUAUUAUUACAUUUAAAUGAAUUUUAGGUACAGGCUGUUCUUUAAAUGCAAAUAUCUGAAGCAAUAAAUAAUGCUCAUAAUUAUUAAUGACUUCUGUUUAUGGUGAUAUGUCAUCUUUGACUUUCCUUUUGUCGAUGUGUUUUUAUCCAGAUUUGGCAAUAGUCUUUUUCUAUGUAUAGCUGUACUCUGAUUCCUUUUAGUUCCGCCCCUCCCUCUUUGGAAGCACAGUGCCCAGGUUUCAUGUAUUUACUCGUUAAUUUUGUAAAAUACUUGUGCAGAUGACCAGUGCAAAGGGUUCGGGUCACAAUGAAUACUUUCUUUCUUAAUUGUUAUGCAUACCUGA
This is a messenger RNA of Eleginops maclovinus (Patagonian blennie), 3880 nucleotides long. RefSeq names its product gamma-aminobutyric acid type A receptor subunit alpha5 (gene gabra5). Bases 275 to 1654 code for a protein of 459 amino acids. Lineage: Eukaryota; Metazoa; Chordata; Actinopteri; Perciformes; Eleginopidae. The transcript is spliced from 10 exons. Gene Ontology annotation, biological process: signal transduction; nervous system process; synaptic transmission, GABAergic. The record is from RefSeq and is a predicted model, not a curated record. Gene Ontology annotation, cellular component: synapse; dendrite membrane; postsynapse. Gene Ontology annotation, molecular function: GABA-A receptor activity; inhibitory extracellular ligand-gated monoatomic ion channel activity; benzodiazepine receptor activity.